CCAGACGGAAUUCGCGAAUGUGGGUGUGGGGAACGGUGGUUUUAAAAGCACGUAAUUGGGGUCUCUCUCUCUCUUUCUAUCUCUCUGUGUGUGUUGAGUCUGAAGGCGAGAGACAAGAGGAAGAAGGCGGACGACUCUCCUUUCCUCUCUAGGCCACGUCGGGUUGUUUUGGCAUCUCUUGGCCAUCUUCCUAAUCUUGGUCUGGAUUUUUCUCUUUAAACUUCCUUCCCUGAGUGUUGUUCUCCGAUGUCCUUUCCGUUCCUUUUGUUUGUCUAUUUUGCUAUCAUCUCGUUGUUGGAAAACCCAGCAAAUGUCGACCCGAGUCGCUCUUUUUCUCAAUCGGUAAUGAUGACGAACUGAUGGCGUGCCGUGAACUUGUUGAGUUUUUGGUUUUGUUUUCUGCUUGAAAUUUCUAUCUGGGUCUGAUCGUUUUUGGUUACCAUUGUGCGAGGCUAUCUCGUGGGUUUAUCCGUUUCCCUGAAGUUGUUUUUGGUUAUCUUUGUUUGGUAUGAUAUUCAGGCCGUCGGGGGAAGGAUAGGUUGGUUUAUCAAUGGAUCAGAAGCUCGUUGCCGCUGGUCGCAGUUGGAUGUGUUUAUCGGGGUUACUGGUUGAUUUUGGCAGGAUGAUUGUGGUUGGGAGGAGGAAAAUCUCCGUAGAUGGUAAUGGAAUGGGGAUUAUGAGGUGAAAAGUGGAUCAUUAUUCGGUAUUUCGUUUUUUUCUUGAUUCACUUUGAGGCGGGCGUGGUUAAACUGUAGUGUAACAAUCGAAAUUUAAUUUUUUCUUAAUGGAAUUUAUUGGUUUUGGAUGGAAACAAAAUGGCUAGACUAUUUAUGAAGUCUAGAGUGACAAGAAGGUGUGGUAGUUUCGGUCCUGCAAUGGGACUAACUCGGGUUUCAUCCGAUGAAAUCGAUGAUGAAAUCGCGAUAUCGCUACCAAAUGGUUUCAGUAUGGAUGAUUGCGAUUCGCAAGCGUCGUAUGGAAAGAAUGAGGCAAAUGGGGCUGGCGGAGACGCUUCGUUCUACAGAUGGGGCUUCUCUGGGUCAUCUAUUGGUGAGUUCCGGAGAGACUCAGGGGGCGAGCUGUCGGUGGACAACGGCAGGCCCUUUUCCGUGCUCAAUAUAGUUGAGAGCAGGCUGGGAAAUGGAUCAAAAAACAAACACAGAUUGCCUGCAGAGGAUACAGGGAGAUGCAUGCAUUCCCCUGCUUCAAGAAUUGUAGGUUUUGAAUCCAACAGCGCAGGCUCAUCGGCUGCUCAUUUUGAGAGCAGUGAUUCCAUUCGAUUGGAUUCAUCUUCAUUUGGCAAAUCUGAUAACUCGAGUGACAUGGUUGUGUCGCAAGCUAAGAAACGCAUGUUGUCACCUCUGAAUAGUAUGCUUCGUUCAGAUAGGUUCAAUGGUGAGCCUCUGGAUAUUGAUUUACCAGGUUCACAUGAAACAUUCAACAAAAGUUCUUCCGUUAGAUGUAGUGAUGAUUACUGCAUGCAUAGUCUGCAGGAGAAGAAGAAAGCAAAUGUGGGUAACAGAAGCUAUCUAAAUUUCUCCUCCUUGCCUAUAUCUGGAUGCAACUUAUGGCCGGAUAACAGCAAAAUGGGUCCUCUUAUUUUUACAGAUGGGCCGUUGCUAGAGAAUAAAGUUCCUGCUGCUCAUACUAUUGCGCAUGUAGUGCCUGGAAGCCGUUCCUAUAAAGAUGUAGGAGGAGGGGUUCAGUUAGGAACUAUAAGUGUAUCACCCAGGAAGCUCUCACCACCUCUAUCUCUGUCUCCUCUUGGCCCUAGAUGGUGUGAAAACAUGAAACUUGGUUGUCCCGUUGGUAGUGAUUCUUCUGUAGGGUCACUGCGUGACUCGUUCCAGUCUAAAAGCUAUGAUGGAAAGCUUGAUGGGAGGGUAGAUGACAAUGCUGAGGAUGGGUUUGCAAUUGCAAGCAGGUCUCUUGAAGAGCUUGGUCUUUUACAGAAAGAUUCAACUCUAUAUACUCCAGACACUGGUUCUAUUGACGCCCAAAUUUGGAGAUCUGAUUCUUUGCCCCAGACAAACAAAUUUGUACGAAGCCUGAGUAGGCUUUCUGUUCGAAGGUCCUUAGUUGGUUCGUUUGAAGAGUCGCUUUUAUCAGGCAGAUUAUCAUCCAGCAAGCUCAGCCAGAAAAUAGAUGGCUUUUUAGCUGUUCUCAGUGUCGCCGGGGGAAGCUUCUCUCCUCUUGUGCAGAAACUCCCAUUUUCUGUGACCAGUAUUGAUGUGGACAACUGCUUAUUGUAUUACGCAUCUAUCAGUCUUGGGGGAAAUUCACUCAGGAACGUCUGUAAAGGUCCAAAGAUGAAGAGAAGCCUGAGCAAUGUCGGCUUUUGGUCCAGAAGUCGUCUACGGAUUCCAGCUAAAGGGAAAAUACAACUGGUCCUUAGUAAUCCAGAGAAGACACCACUUCAUAGUUUUAUUUGCAGCUAUAAUUUGAGUGACAUGCCUGCUGGGACAAAGACCUUUAUGCGUCAAAAGAUCACUCUAGCCUCAUCCUCUGGUUUGGCAAGAGACCAAAAUCUUGCACAGAAAAACAUGACCGUCACUGGUCCAGUCCCAGGAAUAAAGCACACUGUACAGCUUCGCGAGGAACCUGCUGUCCCUAAUGGCCACUCUAUGUGUACAAUGGGGUCUGAGAACCAAAAUUGUAAAAAUAUAGAGAGCGAAGGACCUGAUUGUACUGGUUGCAUCUGUUCCGUUCCACAGCAACUUAAUAUGUUUAGCACUUUGGAAAGAAACAGGGUAAAUUCUACAAAUAUUUUACCUGGGAUAUGUCCCAACAAUCCAAAAAUGGCCGACCUUGAUACAGAAUUGGGAAAUGUAAAUCAGCUGGUGAACAGUCAGAGAACUGAGGAUAUCAUUCAUUUUAAGAGUGACAAUGAGGAUUUUUGUCAACUGGAUAAGAGUGAUAUACAUGACAAUGAACAUGUAAAUAAUUCCACUAAAGCAAAUGAAGGUUCCACCAGUGCUGGUGUACUUAGAUAUGCUUUACAUCUCCGUUUUCUCUGUCUUUCAAAGAAACCAUUGAGAUCCAUACAGAGGUGUAAGUCAGAUCCAUUAUCUGUAUCAGAUAUGAAUGGUUUGGACAGUGAGGGAGAAAGGCACUUUUACCUUUACAAUGAUUUAAGGGUUGUGUUUCCUCAACGACAUUCAGAUUCUGAUGAGGGAAAGAGAUUCUCCACAUGGACUCCUACAUGGUGUGACCCCUUAUAUAGAAGUGAGGUCGGAAAUUCCUCAAAAUUGCCAAAUGCUGGAAUCGAAAGCCACAUCAAUGUGUUAUAUGUGUUGCAUGUGGAGCAUCAUUUUCCAGCAGACCCAAAAUACUUUGAUAUUGGCUACUGACCUUUGCGGCGUCCAACUUGGAUUCUUUAGUCGUCUUGUACAUACAGGAUCGUCGCCCACUCAUCGCUGUUUUGACCCUCCAAUCUGUAAAGAAACUCCAUUUUGUCAAUAAUAUAAUUAGUUCAUUCCUUCAA
This is a messenger RNA of Nymphaea colorata (pocket water lily), 3484 nucleotides long. RefSeq lists its product as uncharacterized. The transcript is spliced from 6 exons. The record is from RefSeq and is a predicted model, not a curated record. Lineage: Eukaryota; Viridiplantae; Streptophyta; Magnoliopsida; Nymphaeales; Nymphaeaceae. The coding region runs from base 816 to 3350 and encodes 844 amino acids.